Penicillium soppii is the source of this 513-nucleotide messenger RNA. RefSeq names its product PaaI family thioesterase. The transcript has 2 exons. Gene Ontology annotation, molecular function: fatty acyl-CoA hydrolase activity. The coding region runs from base 1 to 513 and encodes 170 amino acids. Lineage: Eukaryota; Fungi; Ascomycota; Eurotiomycetes; Eurotiales; Aspergillaceae. The record is from RefSeq and is a predicted model, not a curated record.
AUGUCAGAUCACGCAAUAGGAGCACCAGCCAGGAAACUGGACGAGUUCGAGGAACUUGUCUACGAGUAUACAGGCCGCAUGGGCCUAGGCAAUGAAGGACACUGGGGUGUCGAUGCUCGCAGCUGUAAUCUCCGAUUCGAAUCCGCAACGCGUGGGCCGCCGGCCACGGUCUCAUUUCUUUUCAAGAUCACGCCUGCAAUGAGCAACUAUAUGGGCAAUUUGCACGGCGGCUGUGCUGCUACGCUGAUUGAUGUGCUGUCGACUACUAUUUUGUUGGGACUUUCCGAGCCCGGCAGGUUCGCUCUUGGGGGCGUGAGCCGCAACUUGAAAGUUACUUAUUUGCGUCCUGUGCCUACGGAUACGGAGGUGCGGCUUGUUUGUGAGGUUGUUCAUGUUGGGAAGCGGUUGGCUUUGUUGAGAGCUGAGAUCCAGAGGGCUGAGAGUGGCGACGUUUGUGUUGUUGGGGAACAUGAGAAGGCGAACACGGAUCCGGAGGUUAACCAGAGGAUUUGA